CGUCGUGCUCCGUAGCUGGUAUCAUAGCAACGCGAUGAAACAAAAGCGAAGCGGUGAAACAUGGCGACGCAGAGAGAACAGGACGCCGCGGAUUAUCUCAAGAGACACCAGAUAAUGGAGCUCAUGGAGAACCUGACCGGCAUGCUCUUCUUCUACAGACCCGAGAAUCCCACGGAGUUUCUCAUCGAGCAGCUGGAACAGCUGCAGGUUUCUCGACAGGGUGGCGAGAAAGGGCCCAAUCUGUUCAACAGCUCCAACCUGGACGCAGUCUUCGGGAUGAUGGACCCCGCCAAUCAAAAAUACAUCACCUUUGCUCAAUACAAGCAUGCACUGACAACAAUGGGCAUAAAGGACAUUAAUGAAUGUCCUGACGGUGCAAAUGAAGACAGAAUAUCCCUUGAGACGUUCAAAGCAGAAGCGAUGCAAGGACUGCAGCGAUGCACAGCAACAUAUACACCAAUGUGAAUUUUGAAUUACUCAGCUGAUGUGUUCUCUAUUUAGAGUUAUAACGUUGAAACACAUUUGGACGUGAUAAGCACAUUUUAUUAUUACUAUUAAACUGUCUGAAACUGGCAUAAUAUUUCAGGCAAUUUCAUUCUCAUCCAAGUAUUACAAGUCUACAUCCUAGCUCAGUAUCCUAGCUCAGUAUCCCCUUUUUACUUAAAUAUUGACCAAACAAUGUUUUCCAUACCAAAAACAUAUGUUGGUUUAAUCCUCAAAAUGACACUGUUGACGAUCUCUGGCUUCCCUCUUCACAUCUCAUGACUCUGGGCCUAGCAGUAAGAAAACAUUAGCCAUGACUAAGAAUACAAAGAGGAUAAUGAUUGCUCUGGUAAAUAUAACAUAAUGCUCCUACAAUAUAGUUAUAUAUGAAUAAGUAAUAAAAGUUCAGUUUGUUUGACUGCCAAAGACAA
Scophthalmus maximus (turbot) is the source of this 914-nucleotide messenger RNA. It is a transcript of the gene efcab10, whose product is annotated as EF-hand calcium-binding domain-containing protein 10. The coding region runs from base 61 to 465 and encodes 134 amino acids. The transcript has 4 exons. The record is from RefSeq and is a predicted model, not a curated record. Lineage: Eukaryota; Metazoa; Chordata; Actinopteri; Pleuronectiformes; Scophthalmidae.